AUGGGUCCUGUUACACGAAGUCGUCGCUUAGAUGUCGGGCAUCAUGAUUCCGACCCCGAAUCCGAUGCACCUGCUACUGUCAAUGAAAUCGAGGUGCAUCUGAACAAAGCCGUACGAGGGGCGCGGGCACUACAAGAGGAACUGGAAGAACUGAAGAGACAAAACACCGAGUUAAAACAGAGGUUGGAGCACGUUGAGCACCCAGACCAGCCAAAACGCGGCAGGAAAGGCGGUCCUACCUUUGUGGCGUUGCAGGGUACAAUCAGGGAACUCAACAGUCGCAUUCGUGACUUAGAAAAGGCGAGGCGGAAGGACAAGAAGAAGAUAGACAAGGCACGUCGUGACAGGCUUCAACUCCUGCUCUAUCUACGCAUGCGAGAGGCCAAAGCAGACGCUAGUGAGCUGCAGGACGAUGCUGAGCUGGACGUCGGGGACACAGCGCACACAAUGAGAAAGCAGUGGGAUGCCCUACUUGAAAUCGCGAAGGCAUGGGCCAAGGUUGAUCUGCUCAGGCAAGAGGACACCAGUGAAGAGGAGGCUGAAGAGCAAUUCAUCGACGAUGAGCCGCCGGACGCUGAUGUCAGUUCGGUUCGUUCUGUGUUAACGGGACGGUCGGCAACAUCGCCAGAGCCUGAGGUGCAGCACAACGGGGCAGACGACAAGGAUGACGAACCUCCGACAUCCUCGAAUCCUGCAAAGAAACGGAGAAUUGCUUUCUCACCAGAAUCUUCGCCGCUCUCUCAGCCGCCAAGCCCCAAUACCGAAGAGGUGCCCCAGAAUGAAGCUGGGAUGUCGCAAAUUCCUAUUGAGACAAUCUCCAACCAGACGGCCGCAGAGCAGGUCGUUGCAGGGAACCCCGCUGCCGUCAACUAG
Messenger RNA from Postia placenta MAD-698-R-SB12, 873 nucleotides. RefSeq lists its product as hypothetical. The record is from RefSeq and is a predicted model, not a curated record. Bases 1 to 873 code for a protein of 290 amino acids. Lineage: Eukaryota; Fungi; Basidiomycota; Agaricomycetes; Polyporales; Adustoporiaceae. The transcript is spliced from 8 exons.